Molecule: messenger RNA, 4188 nt
Organism: Thalassophryne amazonica
Lineage: Eukaryota; Metazoa; Chordata; Actinopteri; Batrachoidiformes; Batrachoididae
Gene: tcf7l2
Product: transcription factor 7 like 2
Exons: 15
Coding region: 412-2334 (640 amino acids)
Biological process (GO): canonical Wnt signaling pathway; regulation of transcription by RNA polymerase II
Cellular component (GO): catenin-TCF7L2 complex; beta-catenin-TCF complex
Molecular function (GO): RNA polymerase II cis-regulatory region sequence-specific DNA binding; DNA-binding transcription factor activity, RNA polymerase II-specific
Source: RefSeq, a predicted model, not a curated record
ACCCCCCACUUUUUUUCCUCCUAUUUAUGAAAACGUCACUUUAAGUCCCUCCCUGUUUGAAUCUCAUUAGUUUCUUGUGUGUUUCUCCCUGUCAAUAAUCCUGAAUCCAGACUCUCUCUAUUUCCAUCCCUCUCUAUCUGUCAAUCAGCGCCGCCUUUGAACUGAAAACCACUCCGACCAACUUCAACUCACUCAAUCCGAGCGGCUCGGCUCCUUCUCCGGCUUCCUUUUUCUGCCAACAUUCCCUUCUUUUUCACUUUUGUACCGACCGCCAGAGCUUUGGAAAACGCCAGUACAGAGCCCCCUUUUAAACAAAACUUGAAUUCGGACUUUCUAGAACCGAGAAAUCAAGGGGUUUAAAACUUUGUGUUUUACCCUCUCUAUUUUUUUUUUUUUUUUCCGGGGGGGAAAAUGCCGCAGCUCAACGGCGGCGGAGGGGACGAUCUGGGCGCAAACGAUGAAAUGAUUUCUUUCAAAGACGAAGGGGAGCAGGAGGAGAAAAUUUCGGAGAAUUCUUCGGCAGAAAGGGAUUUAGCAGAUGUCAAAUCGUCGCUUGUAAACGAGUCGGAAACGAAUCAGAACAGCUCGUCGGAUUCAGAGGCGGAAAGACGGCCUCCGCCUAGAUCUGAAACUUUCAGGGACAAAACGAGAGAAAGUUUAGAAGACGCUGCGAAAAGGCAAGAUGGAGGGCUGUUCAAGAGCCCACCGUACCCGGGCUAUCCGUUUAUAAUGAUCCCCGAUCUCACCAGUCCCUACCUCCCCAACGGAUCACUUUCUCCGACAGCGCGCACAUACCUACAGAUGAAAUGGCCCCUGCUAGAUGUUCAACCAGGAGGUCUUCAAAGUAGACAAGCACUUAAAGAUGCCAGGUCCCCUUCACCAGCACACAUCGUUGGGCCCUUCUGCUGGGAAUUCCCCGGACAGUCAGAUCUGAGCCUUCACCAAUUUCAUUUGUCUAAUAAGGUUCCUGUGGUACAGCACCCUCACCAUGUGCACCCUCUCACGCCUCUGAUCACUUACAGCAAUGAGCACUUCACACCGGGGAACCCCCCACCUCACCUACAAACAGACGUGGACCCUAAAACAGGAAUUCCAAGGCCUCCACAUCCUCCAGAUAUAUCUCCUUAUUAUCCGCUGUCACCUGGCACUGUUGGCCAAAUCCCCCAUCCGCUAGGAUGGUUAGUACCACAGCAAGGUCAACCUGUUUAUCCAAUCACAACAGGGGGGUUUAGACACCCCUACCCAACUGCGCUCACUGUCAACGCAUCCAUGUCAAGUCUUCUGUCCUCUAGGUUCCCUCCACACAUGGUGCCUCCCCACCACAGUUUGCACACCACGGGCAUCCCACACCCGGCCAUCGUCACCCCCAACGUCAAGCAGGAAUCGUCCCACAGCGACAUCAGCUCUCUGAACAGCUCGAAACAGACAGAUGCUAAAAAGGAAGAGGAGAAAAAGAAACAGGUCCACAUAAAGAAACCUCUGAAUGCCUUCAUGCUCUACAUGAAGGAGAUGCGAGCCAAGGUGGUAGCAGAGUGCACACUGAAGGAAAGCGCUGCCAUCAACCAGAUCCUGGGGCGGAGGUGGCAUGCGCUAUCGCGGGAGGAGCAGGCCAAAUACUAUGAACUGGCCAGGAAAGAACGACAGCUCCACAUGCAGCUGUACCCCGGCUGGUCAGCACGAGACAACUAUGCGGCUAACCAACAGGGGAAAAGAAAGAAGAGAAAAAGGGAAAAGCAACAAGCAGAGAGCAAUGAACACAGAGAAUAUUUUCCAAACCCUUGCCUUUCACUCCCUCCGAUUACAGAUGCAAAUACCCCAAAGAAGUGUCGUGCCUUGUUCGGGCUUGACCAGCUGAGUUUAUGGUGCAAACCAUGCAGGAGAAAAAAAAAGUGUAUUCGCUACAUCCAAGGUGAAGGCAGCUGUGCCAGUCCUCCCUCUACGGACGGAAGCUUACUAGACUCCCCCCCAUCCUCCCCCUCUUCAGUGGUACCCUCCCCCUCCUCAAAAGAGUCCAAACCUCAGACUGAACAAAUGCAACCUCUCUCACUGACUAUGAAACCGGCCCACCAGUCACUCCACCACCCGCACCUCCUGGCUGGGCCUCCACCGCCAUCUUUGGCUCAGCUGGAAAACUCUGCCACGGCUAGCAAAACGCCCGGCACCUCGUCCCACAACGGAGCCCUGGAGCACGGCGACGUCUCGUCCUCGCGGCAGCCGGGCUCCUCCGUGGCGUCCUCACUGUCCCGGCCCUUGGCAUUGCUGUGUCACCCCCACUCGCUGCUCCCCUCCACGGCCCCUCAGCCUCUGUCGCUAGUGACCAAGUCCAUAGAAUAGUCGACCCUAUUCUUCUUCUCCUGCUCUUUUUCUAACUCUGCAGACACUCACUCACCUUCCUCUGCUAGAUUUUACCUGCCGUCAGUUGUUUUGCAUUUGUUUCUGUGCCAUGUGGCUUUGAAAUUUUGUUUUUAUUAAAGUUCAUUGGUCAAUAUUUGACCCUUCAUUAUCAAAAAAAAAAAAAAAAUCGAAUUAUUAUAAAGAAAUAAUACAAUGAGCUGUAGUAUAGCUUUGUGAAUCUGCCAAAAUUUUUAUGAAUUUUAAUUUGUCUUUUUUUUUUUGUAGUGUUAAACAUUGCAAACAGAAAGUUAUCUACUUCAACUUCAAAACGUUUUAAAGGAUAUAAUAAGGUAGGCUAGAUCAUUCAUGGAGCCCUUUUCUUAAAAUCGUUGGUUCUCUUUCUUUAUUUGUAUUAAAUACGAGCUCGCGAACCAAUCAGUUGUCAUCAGUUGAAAGCGUAGGAGGGCGUGAGGCUAGCGAUGACACCUCUCUGAGGAACAACUUUAAUUGUGAUGUUACUUGUUCUUGUUUAAAUGUACAGAAUAACUGGGGGGAGGGGAUUACUGUGUUAAAUAUGCAUUCGUCCACUGCGUUGUCUCUAUUUUUCUUUGUUGUUUACCUUUGGGGUGGAGUCGAGCAACUGAGGGCGGGGUUUGAGGGGAGGUCAGGGUGGGAGGGUUGACAGGUUGUUCAAUUCAAAAUGUCACAAUGCUAGGACCAGUAGUAUUUAUUGCUUUAGAGAUUGCUUGUUGUAUCUUGUAUGUGUCUCCUUUUUUUGUUUUUUGUUUUUGGUUAUUUUUUUCUUAAUACAUUGUACAAAUAUUUUUUUCUUAAGGUAAGCGACUUAUAUAUGAAUGAUCCAUUUUUACAAGGAGGUUUUAAACAAAAAAACCAAACAACAAAUCUUUUGUUACCGAUGAGUUCAUUUUGUUUCCUCGCUGAAAACCUGGAUUUCACGCGGUGUACUGUGUCGAUCUCACGAACAGAAGUAUGCACAACUUCAUUUCAAGAAAUGCGUCUAUAAGCCAUUUUACAAAACGAAGAAAAGGAAACCUGAAACGACAGUGGGUACCAUGUCUUCAGUAGUUGGGAAAGGUGUCUAACUAAAGCUGCCCCAUUUUUUUUAAAUGACACAGUCACAUCUCAGACUGUAAAUUCGUGUACAGAUUUUUCCGUGCCAAAUUUUGUGAUUUUUUUUUCCUCUGCCCCUCUAACCAUGCUGUAGGUAUCUUUUUCCGUUCCGUUCUCCAUUUUAUUUCGAUGCCAUUCUUUGCUGUGACGUUACAUAGAUUGCUAUGUAUGUAGUAUAAAUGUUGCUAUAACAAAUGUGUUUGGUAGCAAAUUGUCAAAUAUUAAAAUUUAAACUUAAUAAAAAGACGGACAUGAUACUGUAUAAAUAAACCCACAAUGGCCAAAUUAUGUAUAUUAGGAAGUUCAUAAAAAACUAUUAAACACAAAAAAAUACACAAACUGCCACUUUUAAGUACACUACUACAUAUAGGUAGAUAGAAAAAAAAUAGGCAUGUUGAUGUUACAAGAGGCUGUAAAAAAAUUUAAAAGAAAAAAAAAAGCUACAAGAGAAUCAUCCACUCGGUGCCAUUGUAGUUGACAUGACGCGACUGUAACCUGUCGAUUUCUUCUCUGGUUUAUUAAGAUGCUAAUGAUAAAUAGUUUGAAUGUUUCCUUAACGGCUGUGAUGUUCCUGUUCUACUUUAUGCUCUUAUCUUUUUCUUUGUUUUUCUCCUGUUAUUUUAAAUGGUUCCAAAACCAUGUUUUUUUGUAAUGAAUAAAUGUUUAUGCUGUACAGUCUCUGUAGCAUGCAGUUCUGUAUUAAUAAAAGCAACUUAGUAUGUG